UCUCAGCCUGCGCCGCAUGGUCCCUGGCAGCAGCUUAGGUAACCUCGAACGAACUAGUUACAUGCAUCAUCGCGUCAGUGGGGAGCUCUGUUCUGGACAGCUUGUAAGAUUUCCGGAGGACCCUUCUGCAGGCCGCGUGAGCCCCCCAACAUCGCUUACUCUCCUACGCGCUUCACCCGAAGAUAUCGCCUUGGCCAUGGAAUGAACGCUGCGGGUUGCCAAUUUUUUUCUCGAAACCAGCAACCAUGAAGGGGCUUCUCUGGUUGUCCCUGCUUUUGCAGGCCAUCGCAUUCACCUUUGCCGAUGCACAGGCCGACCAGCAUGUCCUCGGUGGCGACGCAGCUGAGAAAACCGAUGGCGACUCAUUUCGUGCUGAAAUAGCCGAACAGAGCCGGGGACAAACGGCGCGGGAGCCUGGCUCCGACCUCGUCGAUGCAGCUCUCGCCGAACUACAUAAGCUGUACCAGCCACUCCACCACCGGGCUCGGAAGCAGCAUGGCAUCUUCGGCACGUUGUUGCACUUGGCCCUCAAGGCCGUCCCGACCUUCCGCCUCAGCGCCCCAACCUCCGAAUCCUCGUCCAGACAUGUACUCAGCGGGAAACUUCAGCAAGCAACCAAUCUCCUCGAGGAAUCUGCCCGCAAAAAUAAUAGCGAUGCGCUCUACAUCCUUGCCGAGAUGAACUUCUACGGCAACUUUUCACACCCGAAGGACUUCCCGGCAGCCUUCGAUUACUAUCACAAGCUAGCAUUGCUCAAUGGAAACAGCUCCGCUUUAUACAUGAUGGGUCUGAUGUACUCGACUGGGAUUGGAGGAGCCGUUGAGCGCGAUCAGGCACGAGCCCUGCUAUACUACACUUUUGCCGCAAACAAGGGACAUACCAGGGCCGAGAUGACGGUAGCGCAUCGGCACCACGCUGGGAUUGGGACGCCCAAGAACUGCGAGCUGGCUGUCAAAUACUACAAGCGGGUGGCGGACAAGGCUAUCGCGUGGUACCGUUCAGGCCCUCCGGGUGGCAGAGCCUGGAUCGCGGAGUCCCACAGGAUCGCCGAUGACAAUGGCGGCGCCUACGGGGAGGGAGCCAGCGUUGCGAGUGCCGGGGGGAAUGCCCUCAAGGCGCACCCCAACUCCGAUGCCUAUGCCUCUAUCGAAGACAUCAUCGAGUAUCUAGACCUCAUGUCUCAGAAGGGCGACUUCAAGGCGUCCUUCAACCUCGGGCGGAUCUACUACGAGGGACAGAGGGGACUCAACAAGAACGUGGCAUUGGCUCGGAAGUAUUUCUUGGACGUCGCACAGAAGUACUGGCGUAAGAACCGGCCUGUGGACAAUCCAAAAACCGGCCUGGACAGGACGGCUGGGAAGGCGGCGGGGUUCAUCGGCCGCAUGUAUUUGCGCGGAGAGGGCGUUGAGCAAGACUUCAACCGCGCAAAGUUCUGGUUCGAGCGCGGAGACAGCCUCAAGGACGCUCAGUCUCAGUACGGCCUAGGGCUGCUGUAUCUGAAUGGUUAUGGGGUCAAGGCAGACCCCUCCCGGGCUAUCGACUACCUCAAGACAGCCGCCAACCAAGAUUAUGCUGCCGCCCAAGUGCAGCUUGGAUACCUUUACCUCGACCACGGCAGCAAUGAAGACGUGGCAACAGCGAACCAUUACUUCGAGCUCGCCGCACGGUGGGCCAACAUCGAGGCUUAUUACCACCUUGCGGAGGCAAACAACAUCGGAUUGACUCACGACAGAUCGUGCAACGGAGCCGUGGCCUACUACAAGAAUGUAGCCGAAAGGGCCGAGCCUCUCGUCUCUUCCUGGGCGGAGGCGAACCUGGCGUAUGAAAGCGGCGAUAUAGAGCUGGCGCUCCUCGAGUAUCUUGGAGCGGCUGAGCAGGGAUAUGAGAAGGCCCAAAACAAUGUCGCUCACAUCCUCGAUCCUGACAAAUCCCGGCUGCCCCUUGCCCGACUGCUGUCUCGUCAUCCAACAUCCCCGCUACUUCAGGACCCUACCCUCGCCUUGAUUCAAUGGACGCGCUCGUCCCGGCAGGGCAAUAUCGAUGCGCUGGUCAAGAUGGGCGACUACUACCUGUACGGCAUUGGGGCCGAACCCGACGUGGACAAAGCUGUCCAGUGCUACACCAGUGCAUCCGAGUAUCACCAGAGCGCGCAGGCGCUGUACAACCUCGGAUGGAUGCAUGAGCAUGGCGUCGGCUUGGACCAGGACUAUCAUCUUGCGAAGCGAUACUACGACGCCGCACUCGCGACUAACGAGGAGGCCUACCUCCCUGUCGCGCUCAGUCUGCUAAAACUGCGGGCGAAGAGCGCCUGGAAUACGCUCACGCAUGGCAGGAUAAAUUCGAUCCAAGAUGAACCGACACCGAGAAAGGAAUGGUCGCUCAGCGAUUGGAUCAACAACUUCCUGCAGGACGAUGACGCUCGAUACUAUGAUGACUUGUACGAUGAGCAGUACGAAGACGAGAUGCCCGGCGGCGAUCCCCUGGAUAUUGAUGACGGUGUCAUGGAGAGUGUCGCGAUCCUUGGCCUGGCUGCCGCGUUGGUCUUCCUCAUUAUGUACCGCCAGCAGCGGCAGCAGGCAAUCAGGCGUCAGGAGGAGGAGGCGAGAAGGCAGCAGCAGCAGCAACAGCAACAGCAACAACAACAACAACAGCCACAGCAGCAACAUCAGGGAGGAGCGGGGGUUGGAAACCAACAACAGCCGCCGCAGCAGGAGAGGGGAUUCUUCCCGCGGCCUGGAGACCCGGACUUUGGGCAGUGGGCUGCUGGAGUGGUUGGGCAUUGAUGAAAGGUUUUAACAUGUCUGCAUAGUCGAGGAUACCAUGGCAUGAAGCAUGAAGCAGCGGCGCAUUAGUAUAUGGAUUGGUGCAAUUAGACCCGAUUAGCGUUCGAAAUUCUCUUUGAUCCAAGCCAGCCUAUCAGUUGCACUGUGCGCCAAGAUGGGCGGGAUGAACGUCCAUUCCACUCUGUACA
This is a messenger RNA of Thermothelomyces thermophilus ATCC 42464, 2971 nucleotides long. RefSeq lists its product as uncharacterized. The transcript is spliced from 4 exons. Gene Ontology annotation, molecular function: protein binding. The record is from RefSeq and is a predicted model, not a curated record. Gene Ontology annotation, biological process: ERAD pathway. The coding region runs from base 246 to 2783 and encodes 845 amino acids. Gene Ontology annotation, cellular component: endoplasmic reticulum membrane. Lineage: Eukaryota; Fungi; Ascomycota; Sordariomycetes; Sordariales; Chaetomiaceae.